This is a messenger RNA of Sphaerulina musiva SO2202, 852 nucleotides long. RefSeq lists its product as uncharacterized. The record is from RefSeq and is a predicted model, not a curated record. Lineage: Eukaryota; Fungi; Ascomycota; Dothideomycetes; Mycosphaerellales; Mycosphaerellaceae. Gene Ontology annotation, cellular component: extracellular region. The transcript has a single exon. Bases 1 to 852 code for a protein of 283 amino acids.
AUGCAAUACUCCAUCAUCUUUCUCGCUGCUCUGGCAGCAGCCAACCCCAUGGCCAACAGCGGCAACAAACAACAAGGCUAUGGAUCGAAUGCCCCAUCAUAUGGCGACGAGCAGCAAUCUCCCCCUGGAUACAACGCAGGUCCAUCGACGACGACGUCGAGCUGGAGCAAGUCCUCGUUCGUUAAGCCCACUACUACGUCGACGUGGGUGCACACGUCCACUGUGACAUCUUCUACCCAUGUGACUCCGACGACCAAGGGAGCAAAGCCGAAGUCUUCUUCUUCUUCUUCUUCUUCUUCUUCUUCUUCUUCUUCUUCUUCUUCUUAUUCUUCUUCUUCUUCUACAGGACCAGCGAAAUACCACACUACCCUCGAGACUUCUAGCAAGAGUUCAAUUCAUCCAACUUCCAGCAAGGGGCCAAAGUCGCAGUCUUCUUCUUCGACUUCGACUUCGUCUACAGGACCGACAAAAUAUCACACCACCCUCUCGACUUCUAGCAAGAGUUCAGCUCAGCCAACUCCCACCAAGGGCAUGAGUGGAAGCACUGGAAGCACUAGCAGCUCGACUAAAAACAAUGGAAAAUCCGGCUCCAACAACGGAAGCAGUGGCAAAAGCAACAGCAACACCAACACCAACGGAUCCCAAGUCUGCCCCAGCACCGCAUUCCCUCAAUGUUGCCAACUCAACGUCCUCGGCCUUGCUGGAGUGUCAUGCAGCAAUGGUAAAACCUCUCUCUUUCUUUUUUUCCCAUCUUCUUCCUCCCACCGUUCUCUUCCCAUCAUCAUCACUACAAACCACCACCCGCCAUCUUCCUCCUCCUCGAUACUAAUUUGUGACAAAAAAAAUUUAUAG